CGUACCCACACCUCUGCAGAACACCAUUUUUUCCUCUUCUUCUUCUCCUUCUUCUUUGGCGGUUAUGUUUUUCCGUCUUACCUUCAUCUGCCUCAUUUCCUUGCUCAAAUCAGCUUCCGGGUUCGGCUCGAUGGGCCCCAUCUCUGCUUCUUUCGGUGCCAAUGGCUUCUUCUGCGCCAUUGAUGCCAGCGGGAAGCAGCAGGUCAUUUGUUGGGGCAAAAGGACCAACCUCUCUACCCCAGGAACACCAUCUAGCUUCCCCAUCGAUCUUCCCCCCAUGGCUGCUCUAACAGGCGGCGGCGGAUUUCUCUGCGGCAUACUCGCAAACAACUCGCGGGCAUACUGCUGGGACUCCGCCGGGUCGCCUAGUUCUGAUCUUGUUCCUUCGUGCUUUCAGUCCAAUUCUUAUUCCCAUAUUGCUGCUGGGAAAAGCCAUGUUUGUGCGAUCAGGAGCCUUUAUUAUUCAGGAAGUGAAUCUGGCUCCAUCGAUUGCUGGGACAUUAUUCAAAAACCGAACAGCAGUACCCUUACCUCAAGGCAGAGUACUCUGUUUAACAAUCAGUAUAUUAGUACCCUUGUUUUGAAAGAUCUUGUCUCUGGGGAUGGAUUCAGUUGUGGCAGUGUCAGGGAAGGAGGGAUAGCCUGUUGGGGUCCGAAAUCCGAUAAUUUAGGACUUUCAGGUGUUUCAGAGAAUUUUUAUUCUUUAACUUCAGGUAUAGAUUCUCUUUGUGGAGUUUCUGAAGUGUCCAAGAGGCUGAAAUGCUGGGGUGCUAAUGAAUCUUAUGGCAUUGUUCCGGUUGGAAUCCCCUUUGUGUCGUUGGCAGCAGGAGAUCUGCACUUCUGUGGGAUCCGAGAAGACGAUCAUGGGAUUGAGUGCUGGGGGAAGUAUAACUCAUCAUUGAUCCCAAGAGGAUCUGGUUUUCUUGCAAUUGCCUCAUCUGAUUUCGUAACUUGUGGGAUAAGGGAAAGUGAUCUUGUUCUUGAUUGCUGGUUCGCGAACGUGUCAUCACAGUUUGAUUAUGAUCCUCCAUUGCAGCUGUGCAGCCCAGGCUUAUGCACUCCUGAUUCGUGCGGUGAAGGGAGGUUUUCUUUCAAUGCCAGCCUUCUCAAUGAGCCAGAUUUGACUAGCCUGUGUGUUAGGAGUGACCUUAGGAUUUGUUCCCCUUGUGGCCUCAACUGUUCUCAAGGUUUUUUUCCUUCUAGCCCCUGCACUGAAAAUGCAGAUAGAGUUUGCACCCCUUGUUCUCUCUGCCAGAACAGCUCAUGCUGGGAUGUCUGCAGCCUUCAAUCUUCUUCUUCCCCACAUGAGAUACACAACCGCCGCCUCCAUUUCCAUUAUCUAAUUCUCGCUGUUGGGUCUUCUGCCGCGGGCUUUCUGUUCGUCUUAAUCUCUUUCUGUUUAAUAUCCCGUUUAAACUCCACGAGCAAUCAAGAAGGCAAUGGGAAAUGGGGAGCUGAGCAAGAAACUGAUGCCAACACCGAUCAUCAUCUUCUCUCUCGGAUCCCAACCUGUCCGGGGACAGCCCAAGUUUUCAGGCUUUCAGAACUCAAAGAUGCCACUAAUGGGUUCAAGGAGUUCAAUGAGCUUGGAAGAGGAAGCUAUGGCUUUGUCUACAAAGCCAUUCUUCCAGAUGGGAGACAAGUGGCAGUGAAGAGAGCCAAUGCUGCUACAAUAAUACACACCAAUACCCGGGAAUUCGAAGUGGAGUUAGAGAUCCUCUGCAAUGUACGCCAUGCCAAUAUCGUCAAUCUGUUAGGUUAUUGUGUAGAGAUGGGAGAAAGGAUUCUUGUUUAUGAGUACAUGCCUCAUGGGACUCUCCAUGACCACCUCCACGGAGAUCUCUCUCCUUUGAAUUGGAGCCUUAGGCUGAAGAUUGCAAUGCAGGCAGCAAAGGGUCUUGAGUACCUUCACAAAGAAGUCACACCACCCAUUGUUCACCACGACGUGAAGAGUUCAAAUAUCCUUUUGGAUGCCGAAUGGGGUGCCCGGAUUGCAGAUUUCGGAUUGGUAACACAUAGUGAGAUGGGACAGAGUGGAGACACGAAAGCGGAUGUGUACAGCUUUGGGAUUGUGAUGCUUGAGAUUCUUAGCGGAAGGAAGGCUUAUGACAGGGAAUGUGUGCCUCCCGGCAUAGUUGAAUGGGCAUUGCCUUAUUUAAAACAAGGGAAAGCAGCCACGAUCUUUGAUCGCUAUGUAGAUCUUCCAAGAAACGUUGAACCCCUACUUAAACUCGCAGACAUAAUAGAGCUCUCUCUGAGGGAAGAUCCCAGUUCACGGCCUGAUAUGUCAUAUUUGGCACAUUCAUUGGAGCAGAUUAUAAAGGAACGAUUGGUGCCGAAUUCUUCUAAUUGAUUUUUUUGGUGCAUUCGCUUCGUUCCAGAGAAGCAAAGUAAGAAUAGAAAACACUGGUGAGUAGUGCUCUCCUGCAACUGUACAUU
Messenger RNA from Cuscuta campestris, 2439 nucleotides. The record is from the annotation of a GenBank genome assembly. NCBI's taxonomy places the organism in Eukaryota, Viridiplantae, Streptophyta, Magnoliopsida, Solanales, Convolvulaceae.